AAGUUCCCCUUCCGCUUCCUCUUGCCGCCUGGCCUGCUGCUGCUUCUCAGCCAGGGUGCCUCACCAGCCUCUCCACACCCCUGGUGCCCGCAGGAACGCUCCUGGCCCUGAGCUGUCAUCACCGUCACCCCGCAGGCGGCGGACACGAUGCAGGCCAUCAAGUGUGUGGUGGUUGGAGAUGGAGCCGUGGGCAAGACCUGUCUUCUCAUCAGCUACACCACCAACGCGUUCCCAGGAGAGUACAUCCCCACCGUAUUUGACAACUACUCAGCCAACGUGAUGGUGGACAGCAAGCCCGUGAACCUGGGGCUGUGGGACACCGCGGGCCAGGAGGACUAUGACCGCCUCCGGCCACUCUCCUACCCGCAGACGGAUGUCUUCCUUAUCUGCUUUUCCCUUGUCAGCCCAGCCUCCUAUGAGAAUGUCCGCGCCAAGUGGUUCCCUGAGGUGCGGCACCACUGUCCCAGCACGCCCAUCAUCCUGGUGGGCACCAAGCUGGACCUGCGGGAUGACAAGGACACCAUCGAGAAGCUGAAGGAGAAGAAGCUGGCGCCCAUCACCUACCCGCAGGGCCUGGCACUGGCCAAGGAGAUCGACUCGGUGAAAUACCUGGAGUGCUCCGCCCUCACCCAGCGGGGUCUGAAGACCGUCUUUGAUGAGGCGAUCCGGGCUGUCCUGUGCCCUCAGCCCACGCGGCCACAGAAGCGCCCGUGCAGCGUCCUCUAGGGCUGCACCCUAGCCCUCCCACCCAGAUGUCUCUGACCCUCCAGGGCCCCACCCAAGCCUGGUGGCACCCGGCUGGCCAUGCUGUCCCCUUCCUGUGGCAGUUCUUAGCAGGUGACUGCAGAACUUGGUUGACCGUCUUCUCUGUCUUCUCCGCUGGAAUCCUCUGGGGUUGGGAGGGUGUGAAUUUGCGGGCACUGCAUCCCAGUCCCCUCAUGCUCCUGCCUUCCCAGGGGCCAGUGGGAGCCCCAGGACUCACCAAGCUACACCUGUGUCACUGAGGUCGGCAUGGGUGGCUGCAUGUGGCAGUUUCUCCCCAUUUACUCCACCCCAUCUGCGCCUGCUCCCCUCUGGAACCUUUGGGCCAGCUGGUGACGGCCACCACUUGUACCCCUCUGGGGACGGGGCUCUCACUCCCUCCCGAGGCAGUCUGCUCCAGUGUUGGUGGUCCUCCUUGUCUGAAAGUCCUUCUACUGAGCAAAAGUGGAUGUCUCAGAAGUUUGCUCCCUGGUCUCAGUUCUCCGCUUUUGAGACAACAUAAAACAAAUUCUCUAGAUCUCUGGGGGUGUCUGCUCAGCCGGCUGGAAGUCUGGGUUCAGCCGACACCUGCCAUCUCUCAAGACUUUCUGCUCUGCUCACAGAAUCCUGAACUGCAUUCACCUGUGGGAGUCUUAAAACUUUUACACCUUGCCCGUCAGGACUUUUGCUAUUGCAAAUAGAAAACUCAGUUCAACCUGCUUAA
This is a messenger RNA of Carlito syrichta (Philippine tarsier), 1465 nucleotides long. RefSeq names its product ras-related C3 botulinum toxin substrate 2 (rho family, small GTP binding protein Rac2) (gene RAC2). Gene Ontology annotation, biological process: small GTPase-mediated signal transduction. Gene Ontology annotation, molecular function: GTP binding; GTPase activity. Bases 148 to 726 code for a protein of 192 amino acids. NCBI's taxonomy places the organism in Eukaryota, Metazoa, Chordata, Mammalia, Primates, Tarsiidae. The record is from RefSeq and is a predicted model, not a curated record. The transcript is spliced from 7 exons.